Molecule: messenger RNA, 1570 nt
Organism: Scleropages formosus (Asian bonytongue)
Lineage: Eukaryota; Metazoa; Chordata; Actinopteri; Osteoglossiformes; Osteoglossidae
Gene: pdhb
Product: pyruvate dehydrogenase E1 subunit beta
Exons: 10
Coding region: 54-1133 (359 amino acids)
Biological process (GO): pyruvate decarboxylation to acetyl-CoA
Cellular component (GO): pyruvate dehydrogenase complex
Molecular function (GO): pyruvate dehydrogenase (acetyl-transferring) activity
Source: RefSeq, a predicted model, not a curated record
AGCGACUCUCACCCAAACAGAAGGCGUGGCCGGAGCUGUAGGACAGGUCGAACAUGGCGUCCUUAGUGAGCGCGUUGAGGUCGGCGAGGAGCGCGGUUUCCGUGGUGGUGCGGCGGGAGCUACACGGCACUCCGCGGGCCUCAAUGCAGGUUACAGUUCGCGAUGCACUCAAUCAAGCCAUGGAUGAAGAGCUUGAGAGGGAUGAGCGAGUUUUCCUCCUUGGAGAGGAGGUGGCACAGUACGAUGGCGCUUACAAGGUCAGCAGAGGUCUUUGGAAGAAGUAUGGAGACAAACGCAUCAUUGACACUCCCAUCACUGAGAUGGGCUUUGCAGGCAUUGCUGUUGGUGCAGCUAUGGCGGGUCUGAGGCCGAUUUGUGAAUUCAUGACCUUCAACUUUUCCAUGCAAGCCAUCGAUCAGGUGAUCAACUCUGCGGCCAAAACCUACUACAUGUCCGCUGGCCUGCAGCCUGUCCCAGUUGUGUUCCGCGGACCCAACGGCGCCUCCGCAGGGGUUGCGGCCCAACACUCGCAGUGCUUUGCCGCCUGGUAUGCGCACUGCCCUGGGCUCAAAGUGGUCAGUCCUUGGAACUCCGAAGAUGCCAAAGGCCUACUCAAGUCAGCCAUUCGAGAUGACAAUCCUGUGGUCUUCUUGGAGAAUGAGCUAAUGUAUGGCGUCCCCUUUGAGAUGUCUGAGGAGGCUCUAUCCAAGGACUUCCUUAUUCCUAUUGGAAAGGCCAAGAUUGAGAGGCAAGGGAACCACAUCACUCUUGUGUCACACUCCCGGUAUGUGAGCCAUUGUCUGGAUGCAGCUGCUAUUUUGGCCAAAGAAGGUGUGGAAUGUGAGGUUAUUAACCUUCGCACCAUCAGACCAAUGGAUGUGGAGACCAUAGAGACGAGUGUGAUGAAGACGAACCACCUGGUGACAGUAGAAGGUGGCUGGCCACAGUUUGGCAUUGGAGCUGAGAUAUGCGCCAGGAUCAUGGAAGGUACUGCUUUCAAUUAUUUGGAUGCUCCUGUUACCAGAGUGACUGGCGUUGAUAUCCCCAUGCCAUAUGCAAAGAUUCUGGAAGAUCACAGCUUACCUCAGAUUAAGGACAUAAUAUUUACAGUGAAAAAGACCCUGAAUAUCUGAUUUUACCACUACAGUUCAAGGGGGACACUCAUGUAGCUCUCCUGGUGACCUUCAGUGUACCGUUUCAUUUCCUUUAACCAAAAUCAGUUUAUGGAUCUUUGUCAGCCCUCAAAAGGGGUUUGUCUCUCAAAACAUCCAAACUUAGUUGUAUAGAACUCAUAUCCUGUUACAUAUUUUAAUUUGCAGGUGUACAUUUGUUUUGCAUUCUUUGCAAAUAGAUUUUCACCUGAUAAAGAAUGCACAUUUUAUUUUUUGGUAAGUGUAAAAUACUGUGGAAAAUGAAUUAAUAUGUCAGUAUCUGUUUAACAGUGCCCUAGCAAAGAAUUUUUGACUGCAAUGUAUAUUUUACAUUUUGGUCAAAUAAAGAAUGAACUGUCCUUUGUCACUCUUAAAGUCUCUACAGUGAUUGUGUGGUUUUCCUAUAAAAUUGUCACACC